AUGGGUUUGGGUGGUUAUGGAAGCGGCAGUGGUGGGACUACUGAUAGUGAUGGCUUCGACGAUAGGAAGAUUUGCCAAAGAAAAGUUUGGGGUCAGGAUAGCUUCUCUGAAUCUGAUGAUGAUUUGGAGAUGCUCAAAGCUGUUACUAUGGAUGAAGAACUACUAGAUAGUGAGAUAGGAUCAAGCUCACGUUGUAAUUCUGUUCGAGGUAGUAAAGUCAUUCAUCGUGACCAUAUUCAAGGUCAUGAAAGGCUUUUUCUUGACUAUUUUACUAAAUCACUUAUAACUGUUGUACUUAGGAUGCUUGCUUAUGGAGUAGCCGCUGAUUUUAUGGACGAAUAUGUGAGAAUCAGAGAAAGCACUAUGAUAAAAAGCUUAAAAUAUUUUGUUAAAGCAGUUGUUGAUAUUUUUUCUAAUGAGUAUUUGAGGUCACCAAACAGCAAUAACAUCGCUAAAUUGCUAGCGAUUGGUGAAAGUCAUGGAUUUCCUGGGAUGCUGGGGAGAAUUGAUUUUGUUGCAUCAUAUGAUCUUUGGAUUUGGCAUGCGUUUUUUGGAUUACUUGGGUCUCAUAAUGAUAUCAACGUGCUACAAAGGUCUUUUGUAUUUACCGAACUUGCGCAAGGGCGUGCUUCUAUAGUCAAUUACACCAUCAACGGUAAUGAAUAUACAAUGGGAUACUAUCUCGUCGAUGGUAUAUAUCCACAAUGGUCAACAUUUGUGAAAACAAUUCUUUCUCCUCAAGGAAAUAAGAAAAAACUUUUUGUUGCAACUCAACAGGCGACAAGAAAGGAUGUAGAGCGUGCAUUUGGAGUGCUUCAAGCACGAUUUGCAAUUGUGCGUUGA
Molecule: messenger RNA, 843 nt
Organism: Camellia sinensis
Lineage: Eukaryota; Viridiplantae; Streptophyta; Magnoliopsida; Ericales; Theaceae
Source: RefSeq, a predicted model, not a curated record